UGCCUACUUGGGCCUGCCCUUUGAACCUGCCUUUCGAGUGACAGAAUAAAUGCUUGCUCUGUCCCUGACCUGACUACUUUGGUUACUUGACUGCUGCGAAAGUACCAACACCGAAGAUGCCGCUGAAGUAUUAUUAUGAUUUAUUGUCUCAGCCUUCCAGGGCUGUUUAUUUGUUUUUAACAUAUAACAAAGUCCCGUUUGAAGCAAAGCCUGUUGCUCUCAGGAAAAAUGAACACUAUAGUGCUGAAUUCAAGAAGAUCAACCCUUUCUCCCUUGUUCCGGCUAUAGACGAUGAUGGGUUCUGUCUCACUGAGAGUACUGCCAUUGCCAAGUAUGUCAUUCAGAAGUUCAACCUACCUGAUCACUGGUUCCCGCAGAAAGAUAUAAAGAAGCAGGCUCGAGUGGAAGAAUAUCUGCAUUGGCAUCACUUCAACACUCGGGCGCUUUGUGCUAAUUUGUUUCGGAACUUGCUCAUUUUACCGAGAGCAACCGGCAAGAAAGCAGACCCCGAGGAUAUUGAAAAACAGAGACAGCGCAUAUUGAAAAUAGUCAUCCCUGCUUUUGAAAAUUACUUUCUGAAAGAUAGACCUUAUCUGGCUGGGAAUGAGAUAUCGCUGGCUGAUCUCUUUGGCUCGGCUGAGCUGUUGCAACUGAAAGCCUGCAAUGAGGAGUAUCUGUAUGAACAGUCUCCCAUAGUGAAAGCCUGGCUGGAGAGGGUGAGGAAGGAGACGAACCCAUAUUUUGAUGAAUCCAACAAGCUUAUUUACCGCACUGGAGAAAAUUUUCAAAAUAUUAUUUCGAAAUUGUGAGCAUUGACAAUACUUCCGUAAGCUGACAAAACACUUAUUUUUCAUUUUUGGCGCCAAAUUUGUUUUAUUUGCUAAAUUGAAAGCCUGAUCAGGUACCCUACUUGUAUGAAAAAAGCCAAAGUGAAACUGACUAGUUUUUUAAUAAAUUAGAAUUCAAAUUUGGAGAAGAACACCUUUUAAUUGGUUACGCUGACAAAAAAACCCUCUUUAUCUCGAAACUGCUGUGAAUAAAAAAAAGGCGUUUUGUCAGUUUAUGACAGAGUCGUACAAAAAUUUGGUGUGAUGAGUUGCAUCAUUUGUUAUGAGACUGAUUCACUUUUUAGUCAGGUUCUCAAAGGUGUUAUUCCUUUAAUAAAGUUGCCACAAACCUCUUGUGAAUCUGUUAGUUUUGUCAGCCACAUCUUUAUUUGAUUGUAACCAUGGAUUAUGUUGUUGAUGAUUUUUUAAAUUAUGUUGUUUUUUGGGUUUUUUCAUUUAUUUUGAGAAUUGUUAGAUUGCCUCUUGUAUUUAUGCAGAAUUCUAAUUGGCUGUGCCUGAUGGAGAAAAAGUUUAAGUUUUCAUGUCCAUACCGAUCAUGAUAUGACUGAAGUAAGUCCAUCCAUGUACAAAACAACAGGAAAUAAUGUUCUCAAUGGAAUUUGAGGGGGGGGGGGGGGAGCUCAUAGAUUUGCAGUUUAAGAUGAAAUGGAUGUACUUUUGUAAUGCAUGCAUGAUGGUAUUUCUUUGCGAGACUUUUGUCGCUUACUGCACAUUUUGUGUACAUGGUUGCUGUCCUUAUAAUAAUAAUGAUAUUAAUGUUAUAGCAAUGUGAUUUUUAUAGUGCACUUUCAUUCUGUGAAUGUUCAAUGCAGUUUACUGGACAGAUUUCAUGAACAAAUAUAUACACUUAGUCAUCAUUAGCGAUGCAAUACAUAAAAAUAAACAUGAUCUCUCUCUCUCUGUGUCUUUGUCUCCGUCUCCCACUCCCUCUACUUUCCCUGCAUGUAAACACACAUACCCACAUGCAUGCGUAAAUGCCACACACAGCACACAAACACAGACUUCCUUGAAUGGAUCUUGUUGAAUGAAGCGUGUAAGGAGACGGGUUCUUUACAUUCUUACUUGACUGAUUUUGGAGCGGAAAGGACUACGCACUAGGCGAUGUCGCCCAAAAGGUGACGCACUCUUAUUCUCUUUUCACUAUAACUUAUGUUAUUCAAGAAAUGUUACUAGAAUAUAUUACAUUUUAUUGUCUGUACAUGUAUCCUUGUGCAUGUGCAUGUAUGAUUUGACUUGUGAAUGUUUAGUGGGUACUCUGAUGAGGUUUACUCCUUCCUUCCUAUCAAACAUUUGCUUGGUAUGUUACUCUCUAGUAACAACUUUAAUCUUCGACACUUAUAUGACCUAUUUGUUUUGCAUGUGCUGUAAAACUCUUACAAAAGCUUUAUUGGUUUGGCUCUUCGCCUUGCACAUGAAAAGAUGUGAGUUUGAGUCGCAGGCAGGAGAGUUUAUCUUAUCAAGUAAUUGCAUGAUAUGUGUGUCCAACUCAAACAGUUUGUUGACUUCUCAUCUCCUAAACGGCAUCAAUUUUGUCAAUGCGGGUGUAAAACAUUUUGAUAAUUUACAAUAAAAAUAUAGUAUUUGUGAAGUGAUUUUAUCUAAACAUCGGAAUGACAUUUUUUGUCUUGUCUUCAUGAAACUUUUACUAUGACUAUGACAAUAUAUGCCUCUUGUUUUACAGCUCUUAUGGCCUUAACAGGUUGGGUUGGAGAGGCUUGCCUUGAAAAUUAUGUGAAUUGGGUCCAUGAGACCACUAAGCACAUUAUUACAACCAUGUUUUUGUUGUUCUAUAAGAAUUGUUGCCUUUAUAGGAUAAUAUAAUAUCGAGAAAUUA
Molecule: messenger RNA, 2682 nt
Organism: Aplysia californica (California sea hare)
Lineage: Eukaryota; Metazoa; Mollusca; Gastropoda; Aplysiida; Aplysiidae
Product: glutathione S-transferase theta-1
Exons: 4
Coding region: 117-809 (230 amino acids)
Biological process (GO): glutathione metabolic process
Cellular component (GO): cytoplasm
Molecular function (GO): glutathione transferase activity
Source: RefSeq, a predicted model, not a curated record